AUGGAAACUUCCCGAGAACCUCAUUUCUUCAAGCCUCUUCUUCCUGGUUUUCACAGUGGCGUGGCAAUACCACUUGACUUCUACUCAAAACACAUACAAGGGGCUGAGAUCAAUAAACCAUGGAAGCUAAGAUCGGACGCUUCGGAUCAAAUUUGGGAGGUGAUCCGAGAAGGCAGGACACUCACCAAAGGUUGGAAAGAGUUCACCGAAGCACAUGAUCUUCGAAUCGGUGACAUUGUCAUCUUCAAACACGAAGGAGACAUGGUCUUUCAUGUGACUCCUUUUGGUCCUAGCUGUUGUGAGAUUCUGUGGUCCGACGCGGAUGAUGCUCCUACUUUCUCAUACGACUACUGCUUCUUGGCUGAGGUUACUCCUACAAAUCAAAAGGACGACAAAAUGGUGAGUAAAAUUUAG
This is a messenger RNA of Brassica rapa (field mustard), 414 nucleotides long. RefSeq names its product B3 domain-containing protein REM9-like. NCBI's taxonomy places the organism in Eukaryota, Viridiplantae, Streptophyta, Magnoliopsida, Brassicales, Brassicaceae. Gene Ontology annotation, molecular function: DNA binding. The record is from RefSeq and is a predicted model, not a curated record.